This is a messenger RNA of Schistocerca serialis cubense, 2346 nucleotides long. RefSeq names its product protein gooseberry-like. Gene Ontology annotation, molecular function: DNA-binding transcription factor activity, RNA polymerase II-specific; RNA polymerase II cis-regulatory region sequence-specific DNA binding. The record is from RefSeq and is a predicted model, not a curated record. Bases 133 to 1440 code for a protein of 435 amino acids. The transcript is spliced from 7 exons. Lineage: Eukaryota; Metazoa; Arthropoda; Insecta; Orthoptera; Acrididae. Gene Ontology annotation, biological process: regulation of transcription by RNA polymerase II; anatomical structure development.
CAGGUGAGGGAGUUCUCCACGACCGCGGCGCACAGGCGACGGACGACCGACCACCGACCACGACCGGGACGUAGCAAGGGCGGCGACCUCGACACCUCAGCUGCUGGCACGCACUACUCACAGCACGACCACAUGGCGGUUUCCACCCUCAACAUGGCACCCUACUUUACGGGAUACCCUUUUCAAGGCCAGGGCCGCGUGAACCAGCUCGGAGGGGUGUUCAUCAAUGGGCGGCCGCUGCCCAACCACAUUCGGCUGAAGAUCGUCGAGAUGGCGGCGGCCGGCGUGCGGCCGUGCGUCAUCUCCCGCCAGCUGCGCGUGUCGCACGGCUGCGUCUCCAAGAUCCUCAACCGCUACCAGGAGACCGGCUCCAUACGGCCCGGUGUCAUCGGCGGCUCUAAGCCGCGCGUAGCCACGCCCGAGGUGGAGGCGCGCAUCGACGACUACAAGAAGGCCAACCCGGGCAUCUUCAGCUGGGAGAUCCGCGACCGCCUCAUCAAGGACGGCGUGUGCGACAAGAACAGCGUGCCCUCCGUGUCGUCCAUCAGCCGGCUGCUGCGCGGCGGCCGCCGCGACGACGCCGACCUCCGCAAGAACCACUCCAUAGACGGCAUCCUCGGUCCGAGCAGCGCCGACGAGUCGGACACGGAGUCCGAGCCGGGCAUCCCACUGAAGCGCAAGCAGCGGCGGUCGCGGACCACGUUCUCCGGAGACCAGCUGGAGACGCUGGAGCGCGCCUUCCAGCGCACGCAGUACCCAGACGUCUACACCCGCGAGGAGCUUGCCCAGAAGACGAAGCUGACAGAGGCACGGGUGCAGGUGUGGUUCAGCAACAGGAGAGCACGCCUCCGCAAACAGCUGAACAGUCAGCAGCUGAACGCCUUCAACUCCAUGUCGCUACAACCGGCAUUCCCCACGCAGUACGACCCCACAGCCAACUUCAAUGCACAGGGCCACGCUAGCUCGUGGGCGCAGUCGGGCUACCCCACGGCGUACAACGCGGCAGCAGCCGCCGGCUACGGCGCAGCAGCAGCGGCCGAGGCGGCUGCGGCGGCGGCCGUGGCCGGGGGCGGCGUGGGCGGCGGCGUCGGCGUGGGCGGCAUGGCGCAGGCGGCGGGCGGCGGCGCCGCGGUGGCGCAGUUCGGCGGCUACCCCGGCGCCGGGAGCGGCGCCGCGGCGCAGCACUGCCAGGCGUCGCCCUGGACGCGGCCGCACCCCCAGCACCCGCAGCCCGUCCAGACCAAGCAGGAGGUGUCGGCCGCCGCCGCCGCCGCUGCCGCCUGCUGGCCCGACAACUACAGUUUGUUUGCGAGCGGAGCAACGCACUACGGUGGUGCCAACCUGACGCCGCACUCUCCCGGAGAAGCGAAGUCCGGCUACCCGUACUUCGGCCAGCUGAGCAGCAUGGACGCCGGCAUGGUUUGCAGUCGUGUCCACUAGGCUCCACGGGAAGCAGCGAGGAAGGGGCCGGAUGCUGGCCACAUCACACUGUCAUCACGCCGAUGCUACUGUGCCGCCGUCCAAACCUGCUACCGUGUUAUCGAAACUUUACGAUUCGAGCGAACAGACGACGCAACACAGCUUGCUACAAACAUUCUGCUGAAUAUAGGCCAAUCAUAGGACAAAGUGGCACAAAAACCAUUUACUGAUAGCAUAUUCCAACUGCAAGCAGCCACAUGUUGCUCCUCGUCACACCUGACAAAUACUGUGAAUUGGCACACGUCUCUUUUGCUAAACCUAGCAAGUAAUCUCACUAGUGAUCAAGGUAUCUUGAAUGAAAAUAAGAAAUGUGUUAGUGGAUCGUAUGCCAGUAAUAGAGAGCGUGUGACGGAGGUUUUUCCAGCAGAGUUCUCACAUCUGCAGCUUUCCGCUUAUUCAAAACAGUGUAAUCUACAGUGUUGAUUUCAGCUUCGGACAGUUUGAUUCCUGCAGGGAGAUGUCACGAGUGACUCUACAUCUUAAUUAUUUGACUAAUUUUCACGGAACAAAUUGUUCGUUAAGAAAAUAUUCCUGCUACUACGUGUCAUUAUCUCUCUGUCUAUGCUAAAUCAACAAUAUGAUGUUGAUUUGUGUGUGUUAUGUUGGUAACACCAGAAACCAGGUCUCACUUCGAAGACAUUAAAGCGUGGUCGUUUUUUCACAUUGACAAUAAGAAUUCAUAGCUUCAGACGUUAAAGUAAUUCCUCGAACGUUGUUGAAUCUGUGAGCUUUGUUUUCAGUCCAUGUGCAGUUCUCUCUUAAUAUUUUGCUUUAACUGACACAAAUAUCUUAAAACUGCAUGAUUACAGAAUCCUUUAAAAAGAUAGGAGGCAGAAUUGUAAAAUAUUACCAAUUCCAUCCAUUAUA